Ixodes scapularis (black-legged tick) is the source of this 4920-nucleotide messenger RNA. RefSeq names its product LIM domain-binding protein 2. NCBI's taxonomy places the organism in Eukaryota, Metazoa, Arthropoda, Arachnida, Ixodida, Ixodidae. The transcript has 13 exons. Gene Ontology annotation, biological process: nervous system development; negative regulation of transcription by RNA polymerase II; positive regulation of transcription by RNA polymerase II. Gene Ontology annotation, molecular function: LIM domain binding. The record is from RefSeq and is a predicted model, not a curated record. Bases 323 to 1933 code for a protein of 536 amino acids. Gene Ontology annotation, cellular component: transcription regulator complex; nucleus.
CAAACACCAGUAGCGGCUCGGCGGCAGUUUGGGCUACUGCCGGGCAGAGCUCCGAGUUGGCCGUCGUCCGCUGACUCAACACUCGCGCGCCUGCCACACUCGCUCCGGCGGCACUAGCGCCUCCCGACUCUACGGUGGACGCCGAGCUUGCGCGAAGUUGCCCCGCGCGAGCACUGGGACCCUGUUCUUCGAGCACUCCACUCCGACACAGGCGGACGUCGCAUGCGGCGUCCCGGGAGGCCCGAGGCGACCGGCGAACGCUCCUCGCCAUGAGCCCCACAGCGGAGCAUCGCCGCUGACUUCCUCUUGUGCUUAGCGCGGAAUGCGAUUAAGACCGGAGCUGGCCACCGGCACAGUGAGUCCGCGGCACUGCGUGCGCAACAGCCCGACGGGUUCCGGCGGUGGCCCGAGCCUGGUGCCGGCCGGGCCGGCCCACGGGCCUCCGCAUGGGCCUGCCCACGGCCCGCCCCACGGCCCGCCGCACGGCCCGGGCCACGGCCCGGCGCUGGAACCCGACGGCGGAUGGAAGGGCCCGGCGCCGCCGCCGCACCACCACCCGGCGCUGAUGGGCCACGGACCGCCGGGCAUGGGCCCGCACCACGGCCCGCCUCACCCCAUGGCCGGCCCGCCGCCGCACACCAUGCCCGACGGACGGCCGCUCGAGCAUGGAAGACAUACACCGUACUUUGGUCAGCCCGACUACAGAAUUUACGAGAUGAACAAGCGGUUGCAACAAAGAACGGAGGAAAGUGACAACUUGUGGUGGGACGCAUUCGCCACAGAAUUCUUCGAAGACGACGCCACGUUGACACUUACUUUCUGCUUGGAAGAUGGGCCAAAGCGUUACACUAUUGGGCGGACACUGAUUCCGCGCUACUUCCGGAGCAUCUUUGAAGGGGGCGUCACGGACCUGUACUUCAACCUGAAGCACCCCAAGGAGUCGUUCCAUAACACCACCAUCACGCUGGACUGUGACCAGUGCACCAUGGUGACACAUCACGGGAAAGCGUCUUACAGCAAGGGGCUUGGAGGGCAGUACCCAGCAGACCCCUUGAAGGAGCAACUUGCCAAAGACAAUGCUGUCAUUGUGUGCACAGAGGGUCGGCUCAUUCUGGAGUUCACGUUUGACGACCUCAUGCGGAUCAAGUCAUGGCACUUUGCAACACGCACCCACAGGGAGCUGGUUCCGCGAAGCCUUAUUGCCAUCCAGGUGAGAUACGCGGCCCAACAGCAAGACCCUGGAAUGCUGGAGCAGCUGUCUAAAAACAUUACGAGACAAGGGCUGACCAACUCUACAUUAAACUACCUCAGGCUCUGUGUCAUUCUGGAGCCCAUGCAGGAGUUGAUGUCGCGGCACAAGGCGUACGCACUGAGUCCCCGCGACUGCCUCAAGACUACGCUGUUCCAGAAGUGGCAAAGGAUGGUGGCUCCGCCAGGUGUCGCACAUCGCGGGGCGCCUAAUGACCUAAAAUCAGCUCAAGAUAUAGAAACGCAGCGGCCGCCUAGCAAACGGCGAAAGAGGAAAUCGUCUGCUGCAAAUAAUGCUGGCAAUGCCAGUAAUGCAGGCUCUGGAGGGAAGAAAAAAAACAUGUCUCCGGGGCCCCCUAACUUUUCGUUGGCAUCACAGGACGUGAUGGUGGUGGGUGAGCCGUCGCUCAUGGGCGGGGAGUUUGGCGACGAGGACGAGCGGCUCAUCACGCGGCUGGAGAACACGCAGUACGAUGCCUCUGCCGCUGCGGCCAACGGCCUCGAAGAUGGCGACGACUUUGCCGGCAACCCCAUGGGUGGCGGUGGACCCCCUCCCGGCUGGCAGGGACCUCCUCCGGGACCCCCCACGGGCAGUGCCCCCGAGCGGAACCCCUCUGCGCCCCCUGCGGGACCCCCCCCGCCCCCAGAGGACAAGAAGACCUCUCCCACCAUCAGCAGCCAGUAGCACGGGGGCAACACGCGUACCUGUACUUUGCUUCGGCUCGAGUCCGACUGCCGUCGAAAGCUAGACGCGCGGACGCCCUUCUUUCGCAUGCCUGAGAAGAGCUUCGUGACGACUGGCGAAUUUUACAGUAAUGGGUAAAGAGAGGUUAUGCCCGGCGUUGAAAAGCUCAAUGACCCCUAAAGCAACAUGUAAAUAAGUGAUUAAAAAGUUUACUCUGACGUAACAUAACACGCAGAAAAACUAAAAAAAGAAAAAUGUUUCACUAUCUCUACAGGUGGCAUCCUCGGUGUACACUGACACAAAUGACGUAAGAGGCAAGCCAGUCACUAUUUAUUGCCUAUAUUCUCCUAAACAACCGAUAAGGGGACCACGAUUAGAAUUGCACAUCGAUAAGUUACGAUGAAUGUAUCAGGGCUCCCAAAACUUCCUUCGACCCUAAUGCUGUUUGUUGUAUUGUCAAAGUUGAAUGUAUGCCUUGUCUAACAGCGAUCGACUAGUUCAGUCUCUAUGCGUGGCCUUCGCCACACCCCUUUUGCCUUUUGGUCUUAUUAUGUUAUUACCCUCUGUCUGCCUGUUCCGCUAAUGCAUGUAAUGUUGCACCACUUCGCGCUGCACACAUACCCCUGCAGACGUCCAGAGCAACAGGGUGUUAUUUAAAGUGGUGAUUGUAACUGCAUAUGUUGGCAAGACAGGUCGACAAACAAGAAGAAUGCAAAGGGGACAUGGCAAAGGUCGCGCACACUUUGCGGAAAAAGAGCGACUAGUGUAUCGAUGUGGCAUACGUUUGACUUGAGCAAUGCGGUGACCUUGGCAUGGGAACAGUGCUAGUGCAUAAUGACAUUUUUGGAGUCCUGGUAUAGACUCGCGCACUGUUUACAAACAAGCCCUGAUUUGCCUGCACCAGGUGGGGCAGCAUGCUCAGAAACCAGAUGCGCAGUGCAAACAGCAGCCUCACUGCAGUGGCACGACGUCUGAGAGUUGAGUUCGUGUAUAUUCGUCGCGACUCAUCGAUCCCCCAAUGGGACGUUUACAAGGACAUAUGAUAGUGACAGGCUGGCUGGCCUCUUGCCCAACUCCUGUCGGGGCUGUCGGGGCAACUUCUUUGUGUGUUAUAGGAAGUCUGCGUAAACUUCUUUAAUCAUUGACUUUGGAACAUUUUUGCGUGUAAAUAUGUGGGUAUGGGACGAGACCAAUUGCAGUAUUAUUUGGGGAAAACAGAUGGGAGUUACCAUCCUACCUCUGCGGUCUCUCUAGUAGAGGUGGCGGUUAUCAAGCCACCUUUAGAAGGGGGAGAGGGGGUUGGGGGCAGUUCAUCCCCUCCAAAUAGACCCCAGGGUCUUGACUCCCCUCCGCACCAUUCAAUGACCUAGCUGGGAGUGCGUGCCCGUGAAACACGAUGUGACAGAUUUCCGACUGUUUGGCUCAUCCUGCUCGUAGCUUUGACUGCAGUCAGACUUCAGGUGGAACAAAGUAUAGGUACCUCCCCCCACCACCCUUGAUCCCUAGGCCCCCCACCCUCUUGUAGGCAGCGGGGGCCAAGGCAACAUCUUGUGCAUCCAUACACAACCAUUGAUUCAUGGAGGGGAGGGGGCAGGGGAGGGGUUGCCUUUGUUUGUCCACCACCCUCUCCUCCUAUGUUUAAUUCAUCUUCCUCAUCUCUGUGCUCAUUGCUGCUCUUUGCCCCCUUCUCCCCCAGCUUCGAUUUUUUUGGGCACUUCCUUUUCCUUUGCAUACUGAAGAAAAGGACUGCGCCAAGCAUCUUCAUGGUGGCGUUAGAAACCGUUAGCCUAGGGAACAGUGUGGUGUGUUCUGGCUAAGUCUGGAACAUGCAGGUGUCAGAUUGCUUUAAUUUUUUUUUUACAUAGUUUUAUGACUUGUCUUUCUGGAUAUGUCCUUGUUCAUUCUUUCCAACAUCUAGGCACUGCAUUUUUGCGUGAGGUUUUUUUUUAAAAUUGUUUAAUGUCUUGCAUUGUGACAAUACCGAAGUGUUGUCUAGGGAGGAUUCUUUUUAUUUUUUUUUUUCCCAGCAGCUGGACUUGUUUGCAUCUUGGCUCCUGCAUGUGCAGUUGUUGGUGUCUGCAUUGAAUGGAGGGGCCAAGGCAGCCACUGAAAAAGGUGUCGCAGGACCGUGCAAUAGGUGGCAAGUGUGUGUUGCAUUGAUUGCUAUUUUGUAAUUUAUUUUUGCAUUUGCCCAGCCCAUUUGUGGCAGGUUUUGCUUUAUUUUUCUUAUGGGGCAUUGGAGGGUAAUUUUUUUUCUAGCAGGCACUAUGUUUGCUUCUGAGCCACUUAUUUCUAUGCUAGCAUGCACUUUCAUGUGGCCUGGGUAUAUGAUAGCAUGUUUUUUUGUGUGUUAAUGAAGUUUGUGGGACAACUAAAUCAAACUAGGACUCUUGCUCCGGUUGUAAAUUGAUUGACUGGUGCAUUCUUGUGUAUUUCUCUGUAAAUCUUUAAAAAGGAUUGUAGAAUGUAAAGAAUUGUUUUGUUCUAGGUUUUUAUUUUAGACUAUACAUUGUCACUCAUGCCAUUUUCUUGGAAUUGGUUAUGCACAUUAGCUGCAUGGCUUAUGGCACAAUUUCUACAAAGCCAGCACAUUCUUGUGUUUUGUGUCUAAUGUUUUUGGGGGAUUCUUUUUACUUGUUGAAAAGUGUAAAAGAAUCUUAGAACUUCAUGGUGUAUUAUUUAAGAGUAUUAUGUUGUGAGGUUAAGAAGUUGCAUUUACAUAUUUUCAUUUUGCUGAAUGCUAAAGGUAAUUUUGUUGGACAGGUACAACAGUGAUUUAUGAUGUACAUGCUGUAUGAGGGCAUUUGGAAGCCAGUCUAAAAAUUGGGGGAAUGUCAUCAUAUACACCACUUAUGUUUCUAGGGAAAAAUUGAAACAUUUCAAAGUGUUUGUCGCAGGCCAUUUAUCAUUCUACUCUGUAACUUGUGCAUUUAAGAGAUUCAAAAUAAAUUGGGCAAAGGACCUUUCACCUUUGUUACAUCACCAUA